Molecule: messenger RNA, 831 nt
Organism: Sphenostylis stenocarpa
Lineage: Eukaryota; Viridiplantae; Streptophyta; Magnoliopsida; Fabales; Fabaceae
Source: the annotation of a GenBank genome assembly
AUGAAAAAUAUUGAGUUUCUUGUGGUGGUGAUAGCUACCUUUGUGGUGGCCGUCACAGGUGGUAGCUUCUACCAAGACUUUGAAAUAACAUGGGGUGGUGGUCGUGCCAAAAUCCUUGAAAAUGGAAAUCUUCUUACUUUGUCCCUAGAUAAGGCCUCUGGCUCUGGCUUUCGUUCAAAAAAUGAGUACUUGUUUGGAAAAAUUGACAUGCAGCUUAAACUCGUGCCUGGAAAUUCUGCUGGCACUGUCACAGCCUAUUAUUUGUCUUCUCUUGGACCUACUCAUGAUGAAAUUGACUUCGAAUUUUUGGGUAACAUGAGUGGUGAUCCUUACACUCUUCACACCAACGUAUUCAGCCAAGGAAAGGGGAAUAGAGAACAACAGUUCCAUCUAUGGUUCGACCCCACCAAAGACUUCCACACAUACUCUGUCCAAUGGAAUCCUGCAAGCAUCAUAUUUUCUGUGGAUGGGACACCAAUAAGGGAGUUCAAGAAUUUGGAGACAAAAGGAGUUCCAUUUCCAAAGAACCAACCAAUGAGAAUAUACUCUAGCCUAUGGGAUGCUGAGGAUUGGGCCACAAGAGGUGGGCUUGUGAAAACGGACUGGAGUCAGGCCCCAUUCACGGCCUCAUACAGAAACUUCAAUGCGCAGGCUUGUGUUUGGACUUCUUCAGGUUCUUCUUCUUCAUGUUCUUCCUCCUCUGGCCAAUCACUGGAUGCCACGGGGCAGGCCAAGCUUCGUUGGGUGCAGAAGAAUUUCAUGGUCUACAACUACUGCACUGAUACCAAUCGUUUCCCACAAGGCCUCCCUCCAGAAUGUUCCUCUGCAUGA